AUGGAUGCCUUUGUGACAAAGCUGCCGGACACUGAAAAAGACGGCAACGGAGUCGGGCUGGUACCGAGUCACGGUUCUGCUCCGGGAAGACCGCCGAAGCGAUUGAAGAGAGACGUUAUCGACAGCUCGGCAUCAGGAGGAGCAGAAGAAUCCUCGUCGGAAGACGAUGCCGCGAGAAGAACCGAAGAUUACGGGAGCACCAGCGAGAAAGAGAACACGCGGCAAAAGCAUGGCAUCACCGAUGUCGAGAACGUUUUACCACCAACGCAAAAUGACGACCACGCCAUCGAAGAGUAUGAGCUUGCAAAGUCAUCGCAAACAAGCUCUCAUGAGCGUGGCGCAAAUGAAACAACGCGGCCAUUGUGGAUCAAAGGAAGGAGCUCCAUCUACGUCGAUGCCUUCAAUCUCGCCCUUGAUACCGUGCUCGAGGAGGAGUCGCAGCUCUUCAACGAGAGGGAAAUGGAGGUAUUUCGACGGUGGAGAGACCUGGACUAUGAGUCCCAAUUUCUCUAUGUUCGAUUAUUUCUUCGCAAAACUGCGGCGUGGCAUCGGUCCAGUCGCUUGGGAUACCACGCAGAUGUCUCGGAUCCGCUGGUGGCGAUUGAAUCGCUGCAGAAAACACGGCGACUCCCACGGACUGAAGCCGAGGACGCAAAAGAUCUGAUCCCUGGCCUUAACCUUGAAGAAAACAGCCUCGAGGAGUCUUUCACUUUCGCCGACGCAUCGGAGGACCACAUCACGACGGUCGAUGAAGCAGCACCGCUACUGUACCUUGACGAGCUCAAGGCCUUGGCUAAGGAGGCGAAGGUUCAGGGUCGGAACAAGGCGGAACUAAUCAGAGGCCUCUGCCGGACGAGCCAGCAGCAAGCAGGGCUCCGUAAGGAGGAUUCGAGCCGGGAACAGCACUUUUUGGAUAAGAUGUUGUCCAUGAUUGGCCCAUGCGUUCGCCUGUCGCCGGCCACGUUCAAGCUCUUUGAGCGUGUGCACCUCGUCUUUUACAGAUCGACGGAGUGGACAGAAAAGUCACUCACGACUAUCAUUCUCGCCAAGAUUGCGCGGCGGAGUUUCCCCGAGUACAUAGUGUGCCGCACGUCGACUAUCUUUGCGUCUCGCAUGCACCUUUUGGAAUUCGAGACUGCCAUACGGAUGGAGGCCGAGGUGGACAUCAUACUGGAAUUCAACGGCACUCCGAGCGAAGCAGAUUUGCAAAAGAUUGUCCAUGUCUUUGAAAGAACGCACCCUCGAUGGCAGAGAUUUGUUGCGGAGGAGCAGGACAAGGAGCGGACAGUGUACGAAAUGGGUGAGGGGGCGUACUUGAGAAGGUUCAAUCCCGCCCACGCCUACACUCGCAUCAUUCACAAAGCAAUGUAUGUGUUUGGGCGGCGCAAGGAGCACAGGAAAGAACACAGCCUGCUGAUUGAGCUGCUGGGACAGAAGCUAUUUCACCUAGCCCGAAGGGGCGCCUGGUAUCAACGCAAGGCUCUUUUGGAGGAACACUACAUGCCGAAGCCAGACGGGGAUGCCCUUCCUCACGAUCUGGAGCACCAGAAGAGGCACUGGAAGCGAAUAGCCGUGGCGACAUGCGAGACUGGCCUGCAGGACCCCGACUGCCACCUCAUAUACCACUAUGAUCUCCAGAAGCGGCUGCUGAAGCUGGAGAAGAAGCUGCGCAUCCCUCGGCGGCUGCAGCAUGACUUUGGCCACGUCCGCCUUGCCGAGCCCCUUGAGAUGACAAUCGAGGGGAUUCAGCUCAAGCGAGACUUGGCGCCCAAGCCUGGUGCCCAAGCUGCCUCGACCAAAACGGUAUGGCUGGACGAGCUAGACUCUGGAGGCGAGUGCAGCGUAGAAGAUAUGUGUCUGAGCCACUUUCGGCGGCAGGGCUGGAAGGGGUACCACGCCGAGGGGGGCGUGUUGCGUACGCUCUUCGCCUAUCUCUUCUACGACGUACUCUUUCUGUACAUCCCCAACGUGUUUCAGACGGCCUACCAGACGUGUCCGCUGGACCUACACACGGACGCCUUCUUCCCGGCGCGGGCCUCGGAAAUCAACCACCGUCUGGUGGAGAUUGCCAACGGGGAGGGAGAACGGCUCUUGCGUGAGGUAUGGGAGCGGGAGCACGAGCGACGGACGAGCGUGGUUGGCCUGAACUGGGACUUUGACGUGGAAGACGUGGCCGAGCUGGUGCGGUGCUUUGAGGGCAGCGCUCUGUCAGCGAUUUGCAAGGUGAUGGCGCAGGAGUACAAGCAGAGAGGUGGAGGCGUGCCGGACCUGGUGCUGUGGCGGACGCGGCGCGGCGAGGUCAUGUUUGCCGAGGUCAAGAGCGCCAACGACCGACUGAGCGACACACAGAGGGUAUGGAUCCACGUCCUGACGGGCGCCGGGGUCAAGGUGGCGCUGUGCAACGCGGUUGCCAAGGAGGUUAGGGAAGUGGAUUAA
Messenger RNA from Hirsutella rhossiliensis, 2436 nucleotides. RefSeq names its product VRR-NUC domain-containing protein. Gene Ontology annotation, cellular component: nucleus. The record is from RefSeq and is a predicted model, not a curated record. Gene Ontology annotation, molecular function: 5'-flap endonuclease activity; 5'-3' exonuclease activity; flap-structured DNA binding. The transcript is spliced from 4 exons. Lineage: Eukaryota; Fungi; Ascomycota; Sordariomycetes; Hypocreales; Ophiocordycipitaceae. Bases 1 to 2436 code for a protein of 811 amino acids. Gene Ontology annotation, biological process: interstrand cross-link repair.